AUGUCGUUUCAUGCACGCUGUGGCCAUACUGUGCUGAUAAUGUUUGUGUUUGUACACACAGGUGAGAGUGAGAACCGGCUUAUCAAUGACCUGUUUGAUAAGAACUUCUACAACCCGCUGAUCAGACCAGUGGUCAACGCCAGCGACUCUCUCAACAUCAGCUUUAACCUGGCGCUUAGCCAGAUCAUUAAUGUGGACGAGGUGAACCAAGUGAUGAAAACCAACGUGUGGCUGCAAGUGUACUGGCACGACUACCAGCUGCGAUGGGACCCCAUCCUCUACAGUAACAUCGGGUCCAUUAGGAUCAAGCCGGACAAGGUGUGGGUUCCUGACUUUGUUCUCUUCAACAAUGCAGACGGAAACUUUGAAGUGACCUACAAGUCCAACUGCGUCCUCUAUGCAAACUCUGAAGUCCACUGGAUACCACCAGCCAUCUACCAUAGCUCUUGCUCUAUCGAUAUGAAGUUCGGCUCGUGGACACAUAAAGGCAAGGCUCUCAAAUACAGUUUCUACAAGAACCGGGACAAACUGGACCUGGUGGAUUACCUCAAGAGCGGCAGCUGGGACAUCAUCGACUGUCCUGGAAAGAUCGUAACUUACCGGGAUGACGUCAACGGCGAUGACAAAGAGCAGAUAAUCUUCCAGUUUGUGAUCAGAAGGAAGUCGUUGUUCUAUACGGUCAACCUAAUCAUCCCAUGUGUACUCAUCUCUUUCGUCACGGUCUGCGUUUUUGCUCUGCCCGCGGACGCCGGGGAAAAGAUAGCAUUGUGUAUCUCUCUUCUCCUGGCUCUGGUCGUCUUCCUUUUGUUGGUGUCAAAGAUUUUGCCGCCCUCCCUCAACAUCCCUCUGAUCGCCAAGUAUUUGUUGUUCACCUUCGUCAUGAAUCUCGUGGCUAUCCUCUCUACCGUCAUCAUCAUAAACAGAAAUUACAGAACCCCCCGGACACAUAAAAUGCCUUACUGGGUUAGGGUGAUCUUCCUCAGAGAACUGCCCAAAUAUCUCCUCAUGACCAGACCAGAUCACUACAAACGGUGGCAAGGUGCACCUACGCCGGCGCCCUCAUUUGAGGCGUCAUCUGAUCCAUGCCAAGCAGAACAGAGCACUUGCAGAGACUUUGUAGAGCUUUCACCCUUAGAUCAGCCAGCGAAAUCGUGCUAUACUACGGAAUCGACAGAUAGCCCACACAUCACCCCAGCCUCAAGAGAGAGUCCACGCUACACUCCAGUGUCAUCCAAUGAGAAUGAUUAUGAGAACAUUCGAUACCGGCAUCCGAAGGAGAAGAGGCCAGCACAGGGUGAAAGUUCAAGGGCAGGGCCAAGCCAAGGGGAUAGAGAGGAGACAGUGGAGAUAGUGAUGACAACGGAACUGAAGAACACCAUCGACAGUGUCAAGUUUAUCUACCAACACCUCAGAGAUGAAGAAGAAUAUGAGACAGUGCUGGAGGACUGGAAGUAUGUAGCUCGUGUGCUCGACCGGCUGUGUCUGAUCGUCUUCCUGUUGGUCACUAUUGGCGGGACGGCCACAGUCUUGCUGAACGCUCCGCACAUCCUGGAGUAUGUGGACCAGGACCAGAUCAUACGCAACCUGGUGCAGUACAUCCGGCAAGCUGAAGCCAAGGCGUCCAUGUAG
Candidula unifasciata is the source of this 1629-nucleotide messenger RNA. Lineage: Eukaryota; Metazoa; Mollusca; Gastropoda; Stylommatophora; Geomitridae. The record is from the annotation of a GenBank genome assembly.